AUUGGGCUCUCACUGCCAGCUUUAACUCAGCAUCCAUAUUUUUCGCAUCCGCGUGGGAGAGAGAGAGAGAGAGAGAGAGAGAGAGAGAGAGAGAGAGAGAGAGAGAGAGAGAGAGAGAGAGAGCAAAGGGAGUGGCAGACGCUGACAAAUCUCAUGCCGGGAAGCCGACUGAGCCAUCCCUGCACAUCUGAAGUUCGCCGGCGCCGACUUCUUCGUAAUUCACAGAAUUUGGACUUCAUAAGUCCCGCAGGUAGAAUGGAGAGGGAUAUCCGCCAUCCUCACAUUUAGUGCCUCGAAAGGAAAAAAAGAAAGAACGAAAAAAAAACCUUAAUAAGCUGCGAAACUUGAAGUUUCUCCAGUGGACAUAAUGAACAUGCUGAAGUCCAGUGGCUUGAAGAUCCCUGGCAGGGGUCCUAAACACUCCAGUCCAGUGGGACGAACAACUGUUGGCCCAUCAACCAGUCCCGCGGCUCAAAAAGACAGUGUCCCCUACAAGCAGAUGACUCCCACCCCCUCUAGCAACGCCUCAGACAAGUCCAGCUCCAAAGCCUCUGAGGUGGGUGAUGAGGUGGCUGGGGACUUUGUGGUCGGUGAACGUGUAUGGGUGAAUGGAGUCAAACCAGGAGUCAUCGCCUAUCUUGGAGAGACCCAGUUUUCCCCGGGACAGUGGGCUGGAGUGGUGCUGAAUGACCUGGUUGGAAAAAAUGACGGCUCCGUCAAUGGGGUGCGUUACUUUGAGUGCCAGGCUUUGCAGGGCAUCUUCACCAGGCCUUCCAAGCUCACGCGGCAACCCAUCGGAGACGGGAGCGAUGAGCAGCAGCAGAACGCACAGCUGCAGGGAGGUGCGGGAGCAUCCGGCCAGCGUGUGGUCAUGCCGCUCAGAGAAGGCAUGCUCAACAGCUCCGUCAAAACCGGCAACGAGUCAGGAUCCAAUAUGUCUGACAGUGGAUCUGUGAAGAAAGGGGGAGAAAAGGACCUUAAGGUUGGAGAUCGAGUGCUGGUUGGCGGAACUAAAACAGGAGUAGUGCGUUAUGUGGGAGAGACUGACUUUGCCAAGGGCGAGUGGUGUGGAGUGGAGCUGGACGAGCCAUUAGGGAAAAACGAUGGAGCUGUAGCUGGAACCAGAUAUUUCCAGUGCCCGCUUAAGUUUGGUCUCUUUGCUCCAAUUCACAAAGUGAUCCGCAUUGGCUUCCCAUCCACCAGUCCAGCUAAAGCUAAGAAGAGCAAGCGUAUGGCAAUGGGUGUGUCAUCUCUGGCUCACAGCCCCUCCAGCUCCUCCAUCAGCUCCGUCAGCUCUGUGGCCUCCAGCGUGGGGGGGCGACCCAGUCGCACUGGCCUGCUGACAGAGACGUCGUCGAGGUAUGCGCGGAAGAUCUCAGGGACCACGGCUCUGCAGGAAGCCUUGAAGGAGAAACAGCAGCACAUAGAGCAGCUCCUGGCCGAGAGAGACCUGGAGCGGGCCGAGGUUGCCAAGGCAACCAGCCGUAUCUGCGAGGUGGAAAAAGAGAUAACGGCACUGAAGGCCCGACAUCUGCAGUAUGCAACAGAGGCAGAGAGCAACCUACAGCAAGUCCGAGCCCUGCUGGCAAGCACACAGAAAGACAAGAUGGAACUGGCCAAUCAGCUUGAAGAAGAGAAAAGGAAGGUGGAAGAUCUUCAGUUCAGAGUUGAGGAAGAGUCCAUUACCAAAGGAGACCUGGAGACUCAGACCAAACUGGAGCAUGCCCGUAUUCGGCAGCUCGAGCAGUGUCUGCAUUUGGAAAAGUCCAAAGCAGAGCGGCUUCAGAAAGAGUUAGAGGAAAAGAUGGUCAGAGGCAGGCUCCAGCCAACACCCAUGAGGCUGGGCGAGAGUGUCAAGCAAACUACAGUUGAGGAGAAGAGUCGUGUAAUGCAGCUGGAAGAGGAAUUGGCGUUGCGCAAGGCUGAGGUUGAGGAGCUCCAGGCUUGGCUUCAGAGAGGCUCCUCCGGUCCAGGCACAGACGCUGGAGACAGCAGAUCAGGCAUAAGCUCAGAGACUCUGGUUUUGCGAGAACAGCUUCUCUCUGCAGGUCGUGAACGCCGUGAAGAGAGCAGCCAGCUGCGCGAGAGGUACGAAGCAUCUUUGAACAGCAGCCAGAAAGAAGUUGAACGUCUAAAAGCCACCACAGAACGUCAGGGCCAAGAGAUCUCCGACCUGAAGCAAAGACUUCAGCAAGCCACUCGUGAAAACAUGGAGAUGAUGGACAGCUGGAAAGCCAAACUUGACGCUUUGAUUGGAGACCAUCAACGUGCUCUAGUGGAACUAAAAGCCUCGCUAACAGGAGAUCGUGGGGCCAGUGAGACCAGUGGAGCGGAGGGCGAAGGAACCACACCUGAGAUCAGAGCAGCUCUGGAGAGCUUAAAGAUGGAGCAGCAAUUGGAAUUAGAGAACCUAAAUGCCAAACAUGAGAUCGAUGUUGCCGUGAUGGCCAAAGAGCGUGAAGAUCUACGUUCCCGACUUCAGGAAUUGCGGGACCAGCUAGAGGAGAGUGAGGAGAACUGGAAGAUCCAGGUGGAAGCCAAGAGCAACCAGCAUUCUCUGGAGCUCAAAGAGGUCUCAGAGAAGCUUCAAAAGGCAGAGCUGAGGAUCAGCGAGUUUGAUAAGUCCCAUGAAAAGCAGGAAAGGGCCACCCGACUUCUCAAAGAGCAGCUAGAGCUGGCUGAGAAGAAGAUGGUAGAUUAUGAGGCCCUGCAGAAGGCUGAAGCUCAGAGUCGAGCAGAGAUCCUCUCUCUGCAGGAGAAGCUGAGAGUCAGUGAGAACCGACUCCAAGCUGUAGAGGCGGAUCACACCACCCAGGAUGUUAAUAUGAUCGAAAAUAAUGACAACUCUGAAGAGAAGAUUAAACUAAAGCAGAAUAUGGAAGAAACCCUGGAGAAACUCACAAAAAGGGAAAAAGAAGUAUCCACUCUAACAACCCAAGUAGAUGCCCUGAAGACCCAAAUAACUGCCUUAGAGGAAAAGGUUCGUUUGGGAGAGAAGGCGGCAGAUGGACUUGUUACGGAAAAGACACGCUUGGAGGCAGAGCUGGAGUCCAUGACCAAGAAAUCCCAUGAUGCAUCAGGCCAGCUGGUGGUUAUUAGCCAGGAGCUUCUGAAGAAAGAGAGGAACCUGAAUGAGCUUCGGGUGUUAUUGCUGGAAUCACCGCGUCACUCAGCGGGAGUGGAUUGGGAACUGAGCCGUGAAGUCCACAGAGCCGAGUGGAGGAUGAAGGAGCAGAAACUACAGGAUGACAUCAAAACCCUCCGAGAGAAGCUUUUGCUGCUGGGUCGUGAGAGGUCAUCUCCAGACCAUCGUCGAUACUCGAUGAUGGACCCAUCUGCUUCAGACACAGAGGUGGCCCAUCUGCGUCAAAGGCUGCUGAGCACAGAAGAUGCCCUGAGGAAUGCUCUGGAACACAACCAACACGUGGACCAGCUAGUGCAGGCCAUGCGUACCCGCCCGGACAAGAACCAGGCACAUGCUAGUGCAAAUUCUGCAAAUGGAAUCCAUCAAGAAGACACUUCCUUCACACAAGAGGAAGAGCACUGAUGAGGGCUAAAACAGUUCUCAGAUGUUUAGGGAAGAAUGGAGGUGUAUUGGAAAAGAUGAAGCCAAUUUGAUGCCUAGACGUUUGGACUAAUGCUUCACUGGACAUCUUAUCUUCUGUUUACAGUUAACACCAAAACAAUGACUUUUUUAGUGGAACAAACAGAAACCACAAAUCGAAGAGUAUCUAAAAUGAUCUGAGAUGCUAUAAAAAGACAUAACGGAAGUGGUUUUUAAGGUCAGGGGUACAACACGGACAAACUGUCACACUGGCCCUGUAGACUACCUCCGAGAUGGACAGUGAUCUCUGACUUGACAAAUGAGAGAAUGUUGGUCAGGAUACUUGAAUCCUCGGAAAAAAAACAGAACCCUGCUAUACUCUCAGUUGGCUGUAACUGUUUGCAGUUUAGAAAACAUUUUGGCCUCAAUUUAUAUGGUUUAAUUUAUUCGCCAUUUAUGCUUUUUAAAAAUGGUUUAUUCAAAGAGAUAAACUGGCCAUCUCCUAGCAAAAGGUUUGAAGGACUUGGGCUGGUCACUGGUCACUAAAUACUGUAGCAAACAAGUAAAUAAAACAGACAGGCUCCAUUAUUCUA
Molecule: messenger RNA, 4137 nt
Organism: Cyprinus carpio (common carp)
Lineage: Eukaryota; Metazoa; Chordata; Actinopteri; Cypriniformes; Cyprinidae
Product: CAP-Gly domain-containing linker protein 2-like
Biological process (GO): cytoplasmic microtubule organization
Cellular component (GO): microtubule plus-end; cytoplasm; nucleus
Molecular function (GO): microtubule plus-end binding
Source: RefSeq, a predicted model, not a curated record